Messenger RNA from Enhydra lutris kenyoni (northern sea otter), 2156 nucleotides. Its product is annotated as p21 (RAC1) activated kinase 6. The record is from RefSeq and is a predicted model, not a curated record. Gene Ontology annotation, molecular function: protein serine/threonine kinase activity; ATP binding. Gene Ontology annotation, cellular component: cytoplasm. Gene Ontology annotation, biological process: regulation of MAPK cascade; intracellular signal transduction; protein phosphorylation. Lineage: Eukaryota; Metazoa; Chordata; Mammalia; Carnivora; Mustelidae.
AUGUUCCGGAAGAAAAAGAAGAAACGCCCUGAGAUCUCAGCCCCACAGAACUUCCAGCACCGCGUCCACACCUCCUUCGACCCCAAAGAAGGCAAGUUUGUGGGCCUCCCGCCACAAUGGCAGAACAUCCUGGACACCCUGCGACGGCCCAAGCCUGUGGUGGACCCUUCUCGCAUUACGCGGGUACAGCUCCAGCCCAUGAAGACUGUGGUGCGGGGCAGCUCGGUGCCCACGGAUGGCUACAUCUCAGGGCUGCUCAACGACAUCCAGAAGCUGUCGGUCAUCAGCUCCAACACCCUGCGUGGCCGCAGCCCCACCAGCCGGCGGCGGGCACAGUCCCUGGGGCUGCUGGGGGACGAGCACUGGGCCACGGACCCAGACAUGUACCUGCAGAGCCCCCAGUCUGAGCGCACUGACCCCCAUGGCCUCUACCUCAGCUGCAACGGGGACACACCAGCAGGCCGCAGGCUGAUACCGUGGCCAGAGCCAGAGAGCCCGAGGGUCCUCCCCAAUGGGCUGGCCACCAAGGCCCAGUCGUUAGGCCCUGCAGAGUUCCAGGGCGCCACGCAGCGCUGUCUGCAGCUGGGGGCCUGCCUACAGAGCUCGCCACCCGGCGCCUCGCCCCCCGCAGCCGCCAGCAGGCGCAGGACCAAGGCUGCCAGGCAUGGUUCCGAGGAGGCCCGGCCACAGUCCUGCCUGGUGGGCUCGGCCGCAGGCAGGCCAGGCGGGGAGGGCAGCCCCAGCCCCAAGACCCAGGAGAGCAGCCUGAAGCGCAGGCUGUUCAGAAGCAUGUUCCUGUCUACUCCUGCCACGGCCAUGGCCACUGCGAGCAGCAGCAAGCCGGGCCCUCCCUCCCAGAACAAGCCUAACUCCUCCUUCCGACCACCACCACCACUGCAGAAAGACCCCCCACCGAGCCUGGUGGCCAAGGCCCAGUCCUUGCCCUCGGACCCACCCAUGGGGACCUUCAGCCCUCUGACCACCUCGGACACCAGCAGCCCCCAGAAGUCCCUCCGCACAGCCCCCGCCGCCGGCCCCACCCCAGGCCGGUCUUCCCCCGCGGGCUCCCCACGCACCAGGCAAGCCCAGAUCAGCACCAGCAACCUGUACCUGCCCCAGGACCCUGCAGCGUCCAAGGGCGCCCUGGCUGGUGAGGACACAGGUGUUGUGACACAUGAGCAGUUCAAGGCUGCACUCAGGAUGGUGGUGGACCAGGGUGACCCCCGGAUGCUGCUGGACAGCUACGUGAAGAUCGGCGAGGGCUCCACGGGCAUUGUCUGCCUGGCCCGGGAGAAGCACUCGGGCCGCCAGGUGGCUGUCAAGAUGAUGGACCUCAGGAAGCAGCAGCGCAGGGAGCUGCUCUUUAAUGAGGUGGUGAUCAUGCGAGACUACCAGCACCUCAACGUGGUGGAGAUGUACAAGAGCUACCUGGUGGGUGAGGAGCUGUGGGUGCUUAUGGAGUUCCUGCAGGGCGGGGCCCUCACGGACAUCGUCUCCCAAGUCAGGCUGAACGAGGAGCAGAUCGCCACUGUGUGUGAGGCCGUGCUGCAGGCUCUGGCUUACCUGCAUGCCCAGGGUGUCAUCCACCGGGACAUCAAAAGUGACUCCAUCCUUCUGACCCUCGAUGGCAGGGUGAAACUCUCGGACUUUGGCUUCUGUGCUCAGAUCAGCAAAGAUGUGCCGAAGAGGAAGUCCCUGGUAGGAACCCCCUACUGGAUGGCUCCUGAGGUGAUCUCCAGGUCUCUGUAUGCGACUGAGGUGGACAUCUGGUCCCUGGGCAUCAUGGUGAUUGAAAUGGUGGACGGCGAGCCACCGUACUUCAGUGACUCCCCAGUGCAGGCCAUGAAGAGGCUCCGGGACAGCCCCCCACCCAGGCUGAAAAACUCUCACAAGGUCUCCCCAGUGCUUCGAGACUUCCUGGAACGGAUGCUGGUGCGGGACCCCCAGGAGAGAGCCACGGCUCAGGAGCUCCUGGACCACCCUUUCCUGCUGCAGACGGGGCUGCCUGAGUGCCUGGUCCCCCUGAUCCAGCUCUACCGCAAGCAGACCUCCACCUGCUGAGCCUACCUGCAGAGUGCACCUGCCACCAAUACCCCCAGGCAGGGGACACUGGGCUGCCAGCCCACCAGCAGGGCCCGCCUGCCUCAUUCUCUCAG